This is a messenger RNA of Bombus pascuorum, 911 nucleotides long. RefSeq names its product protein lethal(2)essential for life-like. Gene Ontology annotation, molecular function: protein folding chaperone. The transcript has a single exon. The coding region runs from base 155 to 739 and encodes 194 amino acids. Lineage: Eukaryota; Metazoa; Arthropoda; Insecta; Hymenoptera; Apidae. The record is from RefSeq and is a predicted model, not a curated record. Gene Ontology annotation, biological process: response to heat; protein refolding.
AUACAGCCAGUGGGCACCGCCUUCGUCAGUGUUUCGUUAACAGCUAAGCGGUGAAGAUCGCGAGUUUGAGCGAAUUUAACGAAAUUUCAUUGAACAAGAGUAUCCUGUUACAUAUCUUGGUGCAUUACCACUAAUCAAGCUAAAUCAUCGCAAAAUGUCUUUGGCACCAUUGCUGUUUUCUGACUGGUGGGAAACGUUGGAUCGGCCGCAUCGUCUGCUAGAUCAGAAUUUCGGAUUGGGUCUCAACCCGGAACAAUUAACGCCGCCAAGUCGAGUGGAAAUAUAUAUACAACCACGAAAAAGGAAUGCUUACGUUAGGAGACCAUGGAGUGAAUCGAUAUUCUUUAACGAUAGAGGCAUCUCGACUGUUCAAGCACAUAAGGACAAGUUCCAAGUCAUGCUCGAUGUUCAACAAUUUGAACCAAACGAAAUUGACGUUAAGGUUGUUGAGAAGUUUGUCAUCGUUAGCGCAAAACAUGAAGAGAAGCGGGACGAUCAUGGCUGGGUUUCUCGUCAAUUUGUUAGAAAAUAUCUGAUUCCAGAACAAUGUAACAUUGAUCAAGUCAUAUCGCAGUUGUCGACAGAUGGUGUCCUUAGUAUUAACGCUCCAAAAAAGGAUCAAAAAACCAUGGAAAACGAACGAGUAAUAAAGAUAGAGCAGACUGGCAAGCCAGCAAUGCAACUGAAGCCACCUAAGCGGCAACCAAUGAAGCAAACUGAAGAAAAAGAAGAGCAUUAAAAAUUCUAUUAUUAUCAUAUUCUAUCUCUAAUGGUAAAAUUCUACCAUUUAUUAUAUUUCCUAUUUAAUAUAACAAUUGUGUAUUUAUCGUUCGAUAUAAAUUAUAACGAACAACAUUGUCAUAUUCUUGUCGUUGCAUUUACAUUAACUAUUAUGUGAAUAUUAGUUAAUA